Larimichthys crocea (large yellow croaker) is the source of this 1376-nucleotide messenger RNA. RefSeq names its product ubiquinol-cytochrome c reductase, Rieske iron-sulfur polypeptide 1 (gene uqcrfs1). Gene Ontology annotation, molecular function: quinol-cytochrome-c reductase activity; 2 iron, 2 sulfur cluster binding. The record is from RefSeq and is a predicted model, not a curated record. Bases 82 to 903 code for a protein of 273 amino acids. The transcript is spliced from 2 exons. Lineage: Eukaryota; Metazoa; Chordata; Actinopteri; Sciaenidae. Gene Ontology annotation, cellular component: membrane.
AAACCACAAUUGGGACGACGAAGAAGAAGUAGACGUCCCCUUCUCUGUCAAGACAUACAAGGUCGUUGUGAAGCCGGAGCCAUGAUGACUCUUGCUACCCGGUCAGGGGCUUUUUCGUCUUAUAUGCAGGCUACAGCGGUUGCGGUCGCUGGUCCCCUAAAAGCUCUGGUACCUGGCGUUGUUGUAAAGGGAGAAAAGAUUUUGUUUAACCCAAAAAAACAGUUCCUUUGCCGCGAAUCGUUGACCGGACAAAGCCCAAAGACGGGGCCUGCUGUGACAGUCAGCGUCAAUGGCUGUGCAGGAGUCCGAUUUGCCCACACAGACAUCAGGAUACCAGACUUCUCUGACUACAGGCGCCCAGAGGUCCUCAACCCCAACAAGUCCUCACAGGAUAGCAGUGAAUACAGAAGAACCUUCUCAUACCUGUUUACUGGUGCCACAACCAUGGUGGGCGUCUACUCUGCCAAGACAGUGGUUACUCAGUUUGUUUCUUCCAUGAGUGCCUCCGCUGAUGUACUGGCGCUGUCAAAAAUUGAAAUCAAGCUGAGUGACAUCCCUGAAGGUAAGAACAUGACCUUCAAGUGGAGAGGUAAACCGCUGUUUGUCCGUCACCGCACUGAGAAGGAGAUUGCCACAGAGGCCACCGUGAACAUGGCAGAGCUGCGAGACCCCGAGCAUGACAAGGACCGUGUCAUCAACCCUAGCUGGGUCAUCGUUCUUGGGGUGUGCACACAUCUUGGAUGUGUUCCCAUUGCCAAUGCUGGUGACUUCGGGGGUUACUAUUGCCCCUGCCACGGCUCGCACUAUGACGCCUCAGGCCGAAUUCGAAAAGGCCCUGCCCCCCUCAACCUGGAGGUUCCCUACUAUGAGUUUCCAGACGAUGAGACAGUAGUUGUUGGAUAAAUAACACUCUUCAGACUGAGCUCUCAUUGUAACAUGACAGAUAUCUGUAGAUAAGUACAAAGGUGUACUCGAGAGUGAAGAAAAUAAUGGAGUGUUUGUGUAUUAUUAUUAUUAUUGGUUCUGACAACUGUUGACAUCUGUUCCAGCUGCUGCUCUGCUGUAUCUCUUACUCACUUAAGGUCUCCCGAACAUAACAGCAACAUUACCAUGCAGUCCUCUCCUCUGAUUGUCUUUAAUGUAAUACAGUAACUUAACAGAAUGAAAUAAGCCUUAUUUCUAUUUUUAAAUAGAAAUGAUUUAGAAUAUGGUGUGAUUUAAACGGGUGAACACUUAGAAGAUGCCCUCCUCUCUUUUUCUGUGUAUUAUGUGAACAUGAAAUAAAAAUGUCUGCUUAUCUUAGGUUGUAGUCCAUCUGAUUAGCAAAGAACAAAUGAUAUGUUCAGGUCUGGUUAAUAAAGAUUUCUAUUUUAUUU